This is a messenger RNA of Porites evermanni, 720 nucleotides long. The record is from the annotation of a GenBank genome assembly. Lineage: Eukaryota; Metazoa; Cnidaria; Anthozoa; Scleractinia; Poritidae.
AUGGAAAACUGCUGUUUUGUCAUCGACAGAACAGUACUAAAAAACAGCGACGACUGGCUCGUCACAGACCUCGGCUCCUUUGAAAACCGCAGUUCAAGCGCUCACAUCUUUGUUCUCAAGCAUGACAAGAUGGUUGACGCGUACGCCUGCAAAGGAACCUUGGCUGGACGCCAAAAACUAGAAAAGGGCGAAUUUCCUGACCGUAAUGUGUUUGAACGACAUAAGAAAUACACCGAAAUCCAGCGAACUUCAACUUUGAUCUAUACUUGCAGUGGUCAUGUCCUUUCACUUGGCAUGAUUCAGUACACCUUUACUGGCAAAGAACACCACGUUAGCUCUCAUAAGCACCCUCGGUCAGGGAAAAAGCUCGUACCAACAGCCCCGUCAACAAAAGCUACGCUAGUUGAAGAAGCUGCUGGACGUAAGGGCCCCUCCAGAAUCUUUGAUGAGGCUUCCAUGAAAGUAGGUGGAGUGCUUGACUGCGAACUCGCCACAGAAUUCCCAAGAGACGGCAAGCAGGUAAAAAAGUCGCGCCAGAGAGUAACCAGCAGAGAACGGGAGGAUGAGUUUGCUAGUUUACUAGAACUUGCAAAAGAAGACGUGAGCGUGCAUAAUCUCCAGUGGACGCCGUCUCCUAGAGUGGUAUUUUGUAUUGACGAGCAGAUAGAUGACAUCGUGCGAGACUGUUGCUCUGCCGACUCGCAAGCAUCCUGUCCAUAG